AUGCGCCAGCAAAAGUCUGGGAUCCCCACCAUGGGGGUGAAUGCAGGUGCAAAGGCCGGAUUGGACGCCCUUACCAAGAUCCUUGCCAAGGAAGUUGCCCCGUUCAACAUCCGCACCCUCACUGUCGUUCUCGGAACCUUCAACGCCAACAUGCCCAACUCGGUGGUUCUAGACAAGACUCCACCACCAGAGGACUAUAAAGAGUCUUUUGCCGAGCAGAUUCAAGAUCUUCUGGUCAGUGGGAAGAUCAAACCCAACGCUGACACGGAAAAAGCCAUGCAGUUUGUGUACCAGGUUGUUGAUGGAGAGGGAAUUGGUGAGGGUCAUCAAAUGGAGAAGCUUCUUCCACUGCGGAGAGGGGUUCAGGAAUAUCUCGGGCAUGCUUUGGAAGUGUUUGGAUGGGCCAACGAGGUGAUGAGCUCGCAGGUGCUUUUCCGAUGGACGAAUGGGCACGAAGACAAGACACCCUUUCAAGGUUGGAACGUGGGAUGA
Molecule: messenger RNA, 492 nt
Organism: Penicillium paradoxum
Lineage: Eukaryota; Fungi; Ascomycota; Eurotiomycetes; Eurotiales; Aspergillaceae
Exons: 3
Coding region: 1-492 (163 amino acids)
Source: RefSeq, a predicted model, not a curated record